UAAUUAUGGGAAGCCUCAUUUUGUAGGGUUUCAAGCACUUGCCUGCCCCCAUUGCAGCAGGGGGGAGAAGAGGGGCUCACAUUUACAGAUAGAUAAAGCUCAUAGCUUGCCUGUCUUCCUCUCAAUGUACAGUUAAUUUCAUACAUUUUGGUAUGUUUUCUUAGCUUUCUCAUUCUUUCUUGGGUUCUCUGAUAAGAAAGAUUGCAACUUUCUUCUUGUUAAUUUGGUGGGUGCCUGUUGAUUUUUGUUGUCUCUUACUUUUUUUUGGAAUGGUAUGAGUCUUUUUUUGGGGAGCUUCAAGAGGAAGAUAGAGUGAAUAGUGAUUAGAGUAGUUGAGGUUUUGGUUUUAGGGAAGAGGGAUUAGUUAUCAUCAUCGUAGUGUUUGAUGGUGAUAAUGAUGGUGGAAAUGGCACUAUGAGUCUUUUGACCGGGGAAAAAGAGCUGAGAUAAAGCUCAAAAAAGAAGAAAAGAUGUCCCCCUCGAUGUCCAUUUGUGAUUGCAGUACUAGUGUUUGUCAAUUACAGGGAAAGUGAAAGACAGAGAAGACAAAAGAGUGAGAGACCCUCUUGCUCUCUUCCUUCUUUCUUUUCCUCUUUUUUAUCCACACGCUUCGUGUCCCGCCAUAUGUGUGUUGAAGAAGACUGUUUCUUGUUUCUAAAUUUAAAAGCUCUGCUCAAGUUUUAGUCCUAAUUCCAAAAAAGGGUGUGUUUAAAAAAAUGCCUAUGUAUGAGCCAUCUAUGGGGAGGAGGGAGGUGGGUGGACAGGUGUUGGAUCUGGAUACUGCUGUCAAAGAUGGGAUUUUGGGAGGGGGAGGUGGUGGUGGGGUGGUUUCUGGGGUUGGUAUUUCAGAGAAGAAGAUUAGUCUGAACAAAAUGAUUGAAGAACUUGAUUCGAUUGAGGUGCCCUGUGUGUUUAUCUGCCCAAUUUCCUUAGAGCCAAUGCAAGAUCCUGUGACCCUUUGCACAGGGCAGACCUAUGAGAGGUCCAACAUUCUCAAAUGGUUGUCUUUGGGGCGCCUCAUUUGCCCGACUACAAUGCAGGAGCUGUGGGAUGAUUCGAUCAUCCCAAAUAGUACUCUACACCACCUGAUUUACAGUUGGUUUUCCCAGAAGUACUUGGCUCUGAAGAAGAGGUCAGGGGAUGUGCAGGGAAGAGUCUUGGAGAUUUUGGAGACUUUGAAGAAGGUUAAGGGUCAGGCUAAAGUUCAGGCUUUGAAAGAGUUGAGGCAAGUCGUCACUGCCCACGAUUCAGCCAGGAGAACGGUGGUCAGUAAUGGCGGAGUUACUUUGAUUAGUUCCCUAUUGGGCGCCUUUACUACGCAUGCUGUUGCCUCGGAGGUGGUUGGGAUUUUGGUGCACUUGGAUCUUAGCCCAGAUGCCAAGGCCAAUUUGACACAGCCAACCAAGAUUUCGCUAGUGGUGGAUACGUUGAACGAGGGGUCAGUUGAUACGAAGAUCAACUGUACAAAAUUGCUUGAUAUGUUGAUGGAAGAGAAGGGCUCCGACUCCUCCGAGUCACAAAUUGUGUCAAGUUUGAGUCUUUUGGUCGGGUUAUUGAGAUUAGUGAAGGAUAAGCGACACCCAGUUGUUGUCUUGGCUGGUCUCAGGUUGCUCGUGAUAAUGUCCUCAUACGAAUCAGUGAGGGCCUCGAUUGUGAGUGUUGGGGGUAUCCCUCAAUUGGUGGACGCCUUGCCCAACUUGAAUGCUGAAUGCUUGAACUUAGCCCUUCAUAUUCUCGAGGUUCUUUCAACACUUCAAGAAGGUGCAUUGGCUCUAAAGGAUUGCCCUAGGACCAUCCCGAACGUUGUGAAAUUGCUGAUGAAAGUUCCCGAGAACUGCACUCAACUAGCGUUAUCAAUCUUGUGGGCAGUCUGCAAGCUCGCCCCCGAGAAAUGUGCUUCACUCGCUGUUGAGGCGGGCCUAGCUGCAAAGCUCCUUCUUGUAAUUCAAAGCGACUGCAAUCCAGAGUUGAAGCAACGGUCCGCAGAACUAUUAAAGCUCUGCAGCCUAAAUUACACCGCAACUAUUUUCAUAUCCAAGUGUAAACUUUCGAGAACAAUAGAAUGAAGUGAAUUAAUUGGUUUGUUAUUCGUACACAGCUUUUCCCUUCUGCCCAGACGCCCCGGUUGCUAUGGCUUCCAUUCUUUCAUAUGCUUGAAGACAUGAUCUCAAUCUAGACAUCUAGUUCUCUCUUCAUAGGCAAAACUGUUCAUUGGCAUUAGUCGUAUAUACUGAACCUUUCCAAUAAUCUUGGCUAACUAAUGUAGCCCAUGAUUGCCUUUCCAAUGUAACAUCAAGAUUCAAGGAAUACAACUCCAAGGUCUAAUAUGAUGUCUUUGUACUCUUUCUGGGCUAUCCCAUACCAGAAUCUAUCCAAUUAUUCUCACCGGGGGUUCCAAAAUUUCAUAAUUGUAAAGAUUGCUAUCUGUAAGUUCUUCAGUUUCUUUAGAUAUAAAGUCAACAAGUACAAUUGAUUCUUUAUUUCUCUACAA
Messenger RNA from Ipomoea nil (Japanese morning glory), 2491 nucleotides. Its product is annotated as U-box domain-containing protein 30-like. The record is from RefSeq and is a predicted model, not a curated record. Gene Ontology annotation, biological process: protein ubiquitination. Lineage: Eukaryota; Viridiplantae; Streptophyta; Magnoliopsida; Solanales; Convolvulaceae. The transcript has a single exon. The coding region runs from base 717 to 2066 and encodes 449 amino acids. Gene Ontology annotation, molecular function: ubiquitin protein ligase activity.